UUGCACCUGCAUCUGUCUCACACAAUUCACAUUCCUGUCUUCAACCAUCUUACAUCUCACCGCAUCCAUCUCCCUUACAAAGAGCAAUGAUGGAAAAUCAAUCACAACCAGACAGUCUACUCAGCUCUUUUCCUUCCUGGAUUUCUAUCCAUGGAGAUGCAGAGUAUGCAUUGUAUAAAGAGGUCGAGUCCCCUCCAUGGCUUACUUACGAAGAGUGGGCGGCAUCUGAGCACCCGCUGGGACCUUACCUGUAUCACCUCACUCUAGACGCCUGGGACGAGGUCAGCUCUUCAGUAAGUAAAGAUAACCCAGUUGAAUCUAGAAUAGUUGAUUUUGACUUUUUCAGGACGAUGAGAGUUAUACGGACGUUGUGCAUGGCGGGCCGAAUUCCGUGCCGAACGAAACAACAGUGACGACGAACGGGAAUGGAGUGCCACAUGCCAACAACUCGUCAGCGUCGACUGCAGACUCAACGGCAGGCGCAGAAGAUGUAUCAAUCAAGAAGCGUCGAAGGUCGAAGAAGAAACAUUUGUCGGAGC
Molecule: messenger RNA, 539 nt
Organism: Aaosphaeria arxii CBS 175.79
Lineage: Eukaryota; Fungi; Ascomycota; Dothideomycetes; Pleosporales
Exons: 2
Coding region: 87-413 (108 amino acids)
Source: RefSeq, a predicted model, not a curated record